Molecule: messenger RNA, 5526 nt
Organism: Miniopterus natalensis
Lineage: Eukaryota; Metazoa; Chordata; Mammalia; Chiroptera; Miniopteridae
Gene: RTL9
Product: retrotransposon Gag like 9
Source: RefSeq, a predicted model, not a curated record
AACCAUAUACGGCCUGUGGACUGGAUGUUCCCCACCCCUGCACACUUUAAACUCAUGUAUGGUGGUAAUGCACAAUGAUUGUGUAAGAAAGUUCAGCUGUCCCUCCCUACUCACUGUCCAGGAUUCCUACGUCAGCUGCUAGUGGCCUGCUAACCCUAGAACCUUCAGCCAUAUCCUCCAUCCAGCCCCUGACUUUGGGGAUAUUCACCGGAUGCCACAGCAACUGCCUGGCAGGCUUUGAAAAAGAAGUACACUGCAAUUGGAGACUCACAAUGUUAUCCUGAGAAUGAUGAAGAGUUUUCAAAAUAAGCCACUGACAUAUCCAUCCUAUGGAUUACUGAACAGCCAUUAAGAAGAAUGUGCCCUUCAGAGACCUGAAGACAGUGUGUGACUUUCCCCUGAGUUAAGAGCACCAGCUGAGUCAGACAGACCCAAGUGACAAGCCCAGCUUCACUCUCUCUCAGCUGUGAGAGCCAAGAUUUUCUUGCUUCUUGGGCUUCAGCAGGACCCCUGAUAUCCUUCCUCCACACUAUUCAGAUAUGUCAAUACCCUUACAUUCACUGCGAUUCAACAGUAUGCUGAUGGAGGAAAAUGACCCUCCAAACAGGAGGACGACCUUCUCUGGAUCAACAAUAGAGACCAGAGAAGAGGUCCAAAUUCUGCAAUCUCAUGUACAACCUAUAGUCUCAACUUCAGCGUCAGACCCAGGAGGGAUGUCCACACAGCUGAUGGCAUCCACAGAAUUUGACACCAUGUCAACACCUCUAACGGGAGUACUAAACUCUGGAGAACUGUCCUCACCACUAAUGCCAGUCUCAGAUUCUGGGACACUGUCUCCAUUGCUAAUGCCAGCCUCAGAUUCAGAAGCACUGUCCCCAUUGCUAAUGCCAAACUCAGACUCUGGGGCACUGUCUCCAUUGCUAAUGCCAGCUUCAGAUUCUGGAACAUUGUCCCCACUGCUGUCCACUUCAGACUAUGGUCUAAUGUCCCCAGGGCUGCUGACAAUUCCUGACUUUGGAACAAUGUCUACACCACUAAUGGAAGCACCAGAUUCUUCAGAGAUAUCACCAUUGGCAAUUCCAACUCCAUCUUCUGGAGUGAUGUCUACAUCUAUAAUGAGCACUCCAUCCUCUGAAGAGAUGUCCACAUCAUUGAUGCUAGCCCCGGAUCCUGGAGAGAUAUCCCCACUCCUAAUGCCAGAUAUAAACCCUGGAGUGAUGUCCACACAGCCAAUGUCAGUUCCAGGCUCUGAAGCAAUGUCACCACUGCAAAUUACAGAUGAAGACACUGAAGCAAUGUCCAAAGUACUAAUGACUGCCCUGGCCUCUGGGGAGAUAUCUUCACUGCUAAUGUCAGGCACAGACUCUGAAGCUAUAUCUUCAUUGAUAAUGUCAGCCUUAGCUUCAGGAACAAUGCCAACCCAUCCAACAAGCACCCAAGACUCUGGGGAGAUGUCCACCCAGCUAAUGUCAGGCCCAGACUCUGGAGUAGUGUCUUCACUGCUAAUGUCAGCUCCAGGCUCUGGAGCAAUGUCCACACCACUCCUGUCAGGUCCAGAUGCAGGAGAAAUGUCCACGUUGCCAAAGCCAGUCCCAGAUGCUGAAGCAAUGUGCCCACUGCUAAUGACGGCUCUAACAUCUGGAGUGAUGCCCACCCAGCUGAUGCCAGCCCAAAGCUCUGGAGUGAUGUCCUCUCAGUUAACACAAAAUAUAGACUCUCAAAUCAUGUCUACUCCACGGAUGAGAGCAACAGCCUCUGGGGGGAUUUCUACACUGCCAGUGAGAACUUCAGACCCUGGAGCAAUGUCCACACCACAAAUGAGAGCCCAAGCCUCUGGAAAUAUGUCUACAUUGCUGAAGAUGGUCUCAGACUCUGGAGCAUUGUCCGCCCCACUGAUGACUGUCACAACGUCUGGAACAAUGUCCACAGAGCAAAUGUCAACCACAGCCUCUAGAGUGAUGCCCACACAGGUAACAGUGGCCAGAACUUCUGGAGCAACAUCCACAGGCUUUAUGAAAGCCACAAACAAUGAAGCAAUGUCCACACUGCAAAUGAGAUCCCCAGCUUCUGGAAUGAUGUCCAUGCCGCUAAGGAGAGCAGCAGAUUCUGAAGCAAUGUCCACACAGCCAGUUACUGCCCCAGCCUCUGAAACAGUGUCCAUGCUACAAAUGACAGCCCCAGCCUCUGGGUCAAUGUCCACACUGCAAAUGAGAACCCCUGUCUCUGGAACAAUGUCCACAUCACAAAUGAGAGCGCCAGCCUCUGGAGCAAUGUCCACACUGUUAACAAGAGACACUGCCUCAGGUGUGAUGCCCAUGCCGCAAAUGAGAGCUACAACCUUGGGAGAAUUGUCCAAGCCACUAAUGACAGCCAAAGCCUCAGAAGCAAUGUUCAUGCAGCAAAUGACAACCACAGCUUCUGGAGAUAUAUCCACAAUACUAAUGAGUGACAAAGCUUCUGGAACCAUGUCCUUGCCACAGAUGACAAACACUGCCUCUGUAGGGAUGCCCACACCGCUAAUGAGAGCCCAUGCCUCUGGAGACAUGUCCACACCACAAAUGACAACUGCAGCCUCCGGAACUAUGUCCACACCUCUAAUGAGAGCCUCAGGCCCUGGAGCAAUGCCCACAGAACUAAUAAGAGCCACAGCCUCUGGAAAGAUGCCCAGGCAGCAAAUGAACACCCAAGACUCUGGAGGGAUGUCCAGGUCACUCCUGAGAUCCAUGACUUCCGGAGGGAUGUCCCCACUACAGAUGCAAGCCCCAGCCUCAGAACUGAUGUCCACACCAAAAUUGAGAGCCCCAGCCUCUGGGGAGAUGUCCACACCACCAAUGAGAGCUUCAGACCAUGGAGAGAUGUCCGCACUGCUCAUAAGAGCUUCAUCAUCUGGAGACAUGUCCCCACCACUAAUGAGACACCCAGCUUCUAGAGAGAUAGUCACUCCUCUGAGACCCCCAGUUUAUGGAGAAAUGUCUACUCCACAAAUGACAGCCACAGCCUCUGGAGGGUUGUCCACACCACAAAUGAGGGCUCCAGUCUCUGGAGCCAUGUCCACACGGUUCAUGAGAUCCACAGCCUCUGGAGUAAUGUCCAUGCCUCAAAUGACAGCCAUGGCCUCUGGAGAGGUGUCCAUGCCACUGAUGAAAGCCCCAACCACUGGAGCAAUGUCCACACCACAACUGAUGCCCACAGCUUCUGGAGAGAUGUUCACACCAUCAAAGCAAACCCAAGCUUCUGGAGUGAUGUCCCCACCACUAUUAAGGGCUCCAGUCUCUGGAAUUACGUCUGCUGCACAAACAACAACCAUAGCCUCUGGUGGGAAGCCCAAGCCAUUUAUAAGAGCCACGGCCUCUGGAAAAAGGUCCAUGCCAAUGAUGUCAUCCAUGGCCUCUGGAGCAAUGUCCACACUGCAAACAAGAGUCACAAGUUCUGGAUCUAUGUCUUUGCCACAAAAAACAUACUUAACUUCCGGAGGGAUACCUGCACCUCCAAUGAGAGCCUCAGCUUCUGGAGCAAUGUCCAUGCCACUUCUGAGAGCUACAGCCUCUGGAGGAAUGUCCAUGCCACAAAUGACAGCCACAGCCUCUGGAGGGAUAUCCACACCAGUAAUGAGGGCCUCAGUCCCAGGAGCCAUGUCUAUACCACAGAUGGAAGCCACAGCCUCUGGAAUGAUGUCCACUGUGGACAUCAAAGUCACAGACUCUGGAGAAACAUCUGCUGCUCACAAUAACAUCACAGCCUCUGGAUCAAAGCCCACAACACGUGUGACUACCACGACCCCCGAAAGAGUGAAGAAACCACCACAAAAGGAAGUUCCAUCCUUUGGCAUGCUGACCCCAGCACUCUGUUACCUCUUAGAAGAGCAGGAAGCCCGGAGUUCAUGCUCUGAGGAGGAGGAGAUGGAGAUUGAUGAGGAGAAGCAAAUUAAGGGAUUUUUGAAUGAUUCAGAGAAAAUGGCAUUUCUGGUGUCUCUUCAUCUGGGGGCAGCGGAAAGGUUGUCCAUCUUGCAGCUGGAGGUAGGAAACCCCCUCUCAGAUGAAAAUAAAUCUUUCCUGAAAAGAUCACAGGGCUUAUAUGAUUCCCUCUCUGAGAUAGACAUCCUCAGUGCUAUUCUUUGCCACCCCAAGCAGGGCCAGAAGUCAGUCAGGCAAUAUGCCACUGACUUCCUGCUGCUGGCCCAACAUUUGUCUUGGUCCGAUGCCAUCCUACGGACCAGGUUUCUGGAAGGACUCUCGGAAGCUGUUAGCACCAAAAUGGGACGGAUCUUCCUGAAGGUGGCUGGCAGCCUAAAGGAGCUGAUAGACAGGUCUCUCUACAUUGAGUGCCAGCUGGCUGAAGAGAAGAGUUCCCGGGGCCUCUCAAGCCAGGUUGUGCAGACAGCCUGUAAGCGGAAUAAUGAGGAGGCAAUGGAGAAUGAAAUGAAGUCUCAUCAGCAGACUGAGGAGCACCAGCAUGUUCCCAAACGCUGUUACUACCUGAAAGAGCAUAGAGACCCCCAAGAGGGUCUACACAACCACCUUCGACAGAGCGCAGGUCAUAAGAAGACCUCCACCAACAAGUAAUGUUCCCUGGACUCUUCUGUGAAAACUGACUUGGCUGCUAACUUGAGGACUGGUUCCUGAACUCAUUCCAUUUAAUUACAUCAUAAACCUUGUGGCCUCCCUCCUUUGGGCUCCCCCUCCAGGCACAUCUCACCAUAUCACUUAAGUGAUAUGACCUCUUUUACCCCAUAUGCCUGUGACUUGCCCCGACAAUCAGAGUGUGGACUUCAAGAGCGUUUGGUGUAUGAAGUUCUGAACCCCCAUCAUCAUCAAGGCCAGUUUUAGUUCUUGGUCCAGGGAGAUGUCUAAGCAGGAGAAACCAUGUCCUACCUCAAAAACACCUUAGAGUGUCUUGCCACAUGUCAUCAGGCAAACUUGAGGACUCCCUGGUACUCAUUUCACCUGGCAGGGGAGCCUAUGUGGAAAGUGAUGCCCACUCCUACACAAUCGUUUCUACCCAGUAGGCUUGCCUUUAUAUGCCCCAAAUCACAACAUCUAAAGUGGGUCUCCAGGGUACUUUCCCUGUUUAUAGUCUCCAUCAUGAACCAUUCAUUUUGACCCAUAGUAAUCAUAGUAAUGGCUAACAUUCAUUGAUUAUGUACUCUGUGACAGAUACUGGGCUACGCUCUUAACAAACACUAUCUCACUACAUUCUUACCUUAACUCAACUUGUUGUUGUGUUUUCAGCUUCUGACCUCUUCAGCUGUUGUGUAUGGCUCUUUUCUUGUCCUUCAGUGUCAAAUUUCUAGCUCUGACCUCUGGGUAACCCCCUCAGUUGUUAGUUGCCCUCAUUCCCCUUGGCUAUUGUGCUUCAUGGCCAACACUCUUGAUAAGGGUCUUGGUCUUUAAACAGGCAUAGAUAGAACAUAAUGUGAGCAAUGUUUGCCUUCAGGUGAUGGGAUUAUGGGUGUUCUUAUUUUCUUCUUUCUACUUCUCUGUAAUUUCCAGAGUCUCUACAGUAAGCAUGCAUUACAUUUGUAAUCAU